Molecule: messenger RNA, 1672 nt
Organism: Delphinapterus leucas (beluga whale)
Lineage: Eukaryota; Metazoa; Chordata; Mammalia; Artiodactyla; Monodontidae
Source: RefSeq, a predicted model, not a curated record
GCAUCCCCACCGGGCAGCCCCCUGCCACUCCACCAGGCGCCUAGUCCCAAGACAGCCGGGGAACCCUUGCGAAUCACAUCCGUAAAAGCGUCGGGGCGCAAGGGGCGGGGCGAGCCCCGUAGGAGAAAAUCGGGCCUCCCUGCCUACUACUCGCGGUCCCGCUGGGGUCGCUGCCCGCCACCCAGCCGCCCCUCUCGCUGAACCCGCAGUAUCGCCCGCGCGCCCCGAGCCCCUCCAGGCCAGAGGCUCCCGCAGGUGAUGGCGGACGAGGGUGCGGGGGGCCUGGAAACCGCCGCGCGCCCGGUCACCGCGUCUGGGGCCCAAGAGGCUGGGGGACGCGGGUAUCCCGACCCCGCAGCCCGCCCAGGGACCGCCCUACCUGCCCCGGGGGGCCGGGAAGCGGCCUCCGCGGCCACUGGCCUGAGCCCAGAAAACGGCCUCUUCGGGGACGGGGGCCCAGAAACCUGUGGCACAGAAGGGUGGGAGGCUCGGGCUGGAGCCGGCGGGAAGGCAGAGGAAGUGACGACUGGGGAGGGCGCCAUCUUCAUGGAGGAGGCGGAGCGGGAGGUGGGGAAGCAGCCUGGGGGAGAGGAGAUGGAGGUGGCCGAGAAGCUGGUGCGGGGGGAGAAGCUGGAGGUGGGAGCGGAGGCGCAGCAAGGCCCGGGGCCCCUGAACUUUGGUGGCCCAGUUGUGGACCCGCUGGAAGCCAUCCAGUGGGAGCUGGAGGCCGUGAGUGCCCAGGCAGACAGGGCCUACCUGCGGCUGGAGCGCAGGUUUGGGCGCAUGCACCGGUUGCACCUAGCCCGAAGGAGCUCCAUCAUCCAGAAUAUUCCUGGCUUCUGGGUCACCACCUUCCUGAACCACCCGCAGCUGUCAGCCAUGAUCAGCCCCCGAGGCGAAGACAUGCUCUGCUACCUGAUGAAUUUGGAAGUGAGGGAGCACAGGCACGCCAGGACGGGCUGCAAGUUCAAGUUCAGUUUUGGGGGCAACCCCUACUUCCGGAACAAGGUGAUAGUGAAGAAGUAUGAGUGCAGAUCCUUAGGCCGGGUGGUGUCAAUUGCAAGUCGCAUUUGCUGGCACUGGGGCCAGGAACCUCCAACUCUGGUACACAGGAACCGGGACACCAUCCACAGCUUCUUCAGCUGGUUCUCAAAGCACAGCCUCCCGGAGGCCGACAGGGUUGCCCAGAUUAUUAAAGAGGACCUGUGGCCCAACCCCCUGCAGUACUACCUGCUCUGGGAUAGGCCCCACAGAGCCAGGCAAGGCCUAGCAAGGUGGCCCACAGAGGCCCCUCCUAGGCCCUAUGGGUUCCAGUCUGGCUAAGUCCUGCCCUGGGACCUGGCCCCUACACAAGACUCCUUUCUGCCUCCUGGGGACCUGGGCUUAGGCCAGCCAUGGCACUCUGCUGUCUGCUUUCUGUUCCAUGUACUCUGACCCCUUUGGACUUCAGUGGACUCAGCUCCGAGAUUGUGGCCUUCAUGGCCACGCUCUUCUAUUUCCAUGUAGGCUCCAUGCAUCACGUGACUGUCACAUGCCACAGUGUCUACCCAAGCACCCAGCGCUGUGGACAGGUACUACCAUCAUCUUCAUGGCCUGGACCUGUCUUUGAUCAUGGCCUUCCACCCAUUUUUUUUUUUUUUUUUGCGGUACGCGGGCCUCUCACUGUUGUGGC